CUUCUCUCACAACAACGACCACCUCAAGCCACCACGCGCGAUGCCCGCCCGACAAGACACGACGACGAAGCAGGAAGAGCUCGAUGCCAAGGAGAAUGCGAAGUCUGUCUGGAACAAAGCGAAGAACAAGAGACCGCGGACGGCAAGUAAGGCGUCCAAAGUGCAUUGUCUGUGUCGGAAGCCCGAUGACGGAUCGCCCAUGAUCAGGUGCGAAGAGUGCAGAGAUUGGUACGUCUUAGCUUCACCUUCGCCUGUGGGGGUGCACGAUGGACAGUGGAUUGACUGUUGGACGCGAUAUAGGUUCCACUUCCACUGUGUAAAUCUUGACGAGAGGGAUGCGGAAGAUGCCCAAACGUACAUAUGCCCACCGUGUCAUGAACACACGGGUUUAAGGACGAUCAUGGAAUGGGAAGGCGUGGACGGCCUGGAAGCGAUCAACGACGGCUCAAAACCUAAGGCACCGAUUCGCAAACACCAAAGUCCGGACAGCGGGAGGGACACUGACAUGAACUCACCCGAGUCGGAUAAUGGGAGCGGAGACGAGUACGUUGCGGAGGAGUCCAAACCACGAGUAACAGUCAAGCGUCGCUCUCGCAGAGUAUCAGUUUCGUCCAACUCGGACUCUGAUUCCGAAGGGUCUACCAAGAGACAGAAGGGUUCGAAGCGGCUGCGCCGCACAAGUACCACCACUCAUGAGAGCGGCGUGCGCAAGUCUACUUCUCCUGGCGCGACUUCCUUGGCCAAACGCAGACAACCCGGCACGGCCGAGCCUCCCGCGAAACGUGCGAAGCCCCUUUCUGGCGAAGACCCUGCGCGGAAGUAUUGCCUGACCAAGUUCGAGGAAGUCUUUUGUCCAAUCUUCCUCCGCUACCCUUUCUUGGAUGGCGUGAAGGCAACCCCAGGUCUCUUAGAGCCAAACAAGAAGCAGGAGGAUCUCACUGACGAGGAAAAAGAGAAGUUGGAGAUGACUGCGAGACGCUUCGCUGCCGACCUCGAGCAUCGUGUUUUCGACUUGUAUGCAGACACUGACAAGAAUGGGAAACGCGCCGUGGGAAGCAAGUAUAAGGAGCGUUUCCGGAUGCUGACAUUCAAUCUAAGCAAACCUGACCGUGCCCUACUCCAUAAGCGCAUAGCUUCAUCGAGCCUCACACCCAAUGAACUAUCGACAAUGACAUCCACCGAGCUGGCUGACGAAGAGACAAAGCUAUCCAUCAGGCAUGCUGAAGAGGAGGCGCUUGCUCACUCUAUCCUCAAGAAACAGUCACUUCCCCGUGCGAAAAUCACGCACAAGGGUAUUGAGAAUAUCGAGGAUGUCAACGGUGCUGGGCGUGAUGUUGAGCGUGCGCGUGAGGAGCAGGAGGAGGAAGAGAGGAUCGAGCGCGAGAGGCAGGCUCGUUUGCGGCUCCAGGCUGAGCGUGCACGAUCUGUGAGCACGCAGGGUCAGGGCUCUGUUCCGCCUGAGUCUCCCGUUGUUCCGCAGACCCCCACCUGGGGCGCCCCGCCUCCUGUUCCUUUGCAUGCUUCGCACUCAGAUGUCAAUGCGGGAGCGUCAGUGUCUGGCAUGGGCAGGCCUCCGACGAAUCCGCUAUUCGUACCGACUGCGUCGGAUUAUCAGGUUCCUGUAGAGGGCGAGCUGAACCUUGCCGACUUCAUCAAUAUUGACGAGGACAUUCCGAGCGAUGUUCCCGCCCUUGCACCCACACCGACGCCCUUCGGUGAGGAUACCCCGCCGCCGUUCCAGGCACAGUCCCCCGGUGCCCAAAGCCUACCGCCGUCCGAUGGCCCAGCCCCGACGUCGUCCACAGGAAUAUCGCCAUUUGCGGCGAAACCUGACCUGGCUUCGCGGCCGUCGUUCGAUCUCAAUGCGCUAUGGAUUUCUAAAGGCGAGAAUCCCGGAGAAGAGCAAUCGACUGGGCCUCAGGAUGUGCCGAUGCAGGAUGGAGAGCCGGGGCCAGUCCUUGAGCCGGAUGCUCUGGGUCAGGCAGCUGACGAUCAAGACUUUGACAUGUUCUUGGGCAAGGACGAGGAGGAUCAACCGGCGCCGCCACCCCCGGUGGACAACAGUCCGGAGGGACAGCGUGCUGCAUUCGGAGCACUACCGAGAGUCUGGACAGGCACACUAAGCAUGCCGCUGGACUCGGCUAUGGCUCAAGACGUUUCGCUCAAUGCUCGCCAGAGUGGUGGGCGGAUGCUUGGGGACGACUCGCCUCUUUGGCAAACGUUGUUCCCCUCCAAGGAACUUCGCAUCGAUGGCAGAGUGCCCGUGGAUAAGUCGGCGCAGUAUCUGACGCAGAUGCGCCUGAAUCCAUCGAAGGAGCUCAUAGCUGUGGCCUUCUCUCCCGAGCCUGGCCCUGGGAUUGAGAGCACGGGCUUCAAGCUUCUCAUUGAUCACUUGAUUGCAAAGGGACGACAUGGUCUGGUCUUCCCUUGGGGCAACCGACCGAAGGACUGGGCUCCCGGCCGGGAGCUGUACAUUAUACCUCUACUGAUGAAUGAUCCCAUCCCCGAGUAUAUGGAGCUCCUGGACGAUCUUUGUAUCCCAAAACAACGCACCUCCAAUUACCUCGUGGGUAUAUGGGUCUUGAACAAGGGGAAGCUCGCACCGCCGCCAACAGCAUCUGCUUCUGCGCCACCGUUUUCUGUCCCGGGCGCACCUCCCAUUCAAUUACCGCAAUCGCUCCUCGACCUUCUUCCCUCCAUCACGAAUCAGUCGCAGCCUGAAAUGCAGCCUCAACCCUUCGCUGUACCUCCAGCGCAACCUCCGCCUAUGGGUUCUGCCCUGGCGGCAGAGGUGGCCCAGCUGACCCCGGAGCAGAUUCAGCUCAUGCUGCGUACAUUGACAUCAACUACGCUUGUACCACCGCAGCCCGCUCCCGGUCCAUCACACCCUGCCAUCCCAGCUGUCCCUCAAGUGCCUGUACCGAUCGGCUAUCCCCCGCAACAACCAGUGCUAGGCCAGCAGCCCAUCCCCCUGCAGCCUUGGCUCAACCCCUCAUCGAGUUACCCGCCAUCAUACCAGCCACCUCCGCAGAAUAUGUACCCUGGUCAAGGCCCUCCUCCGUCGCAUUCGUACCCAGACAUGCACCAGGACUACUACGAACGAGACCGGCCGGGUCCGCGUGGCCGUUUCGACGGUCCUGGAGACCGUGGACCCAGAGGGAGAGGACGGCAACGGGGAAGGGGACGCGAUCGCGAGCAGGAUAGGCCGAGAGACUCUGGGUGGAAGAGUCGAGGGAGAGGCGGCGGUGCGUCUGGUCCGCCGCGGGGGCGUGGACGAAGUGACCAUCCGGGAUGGAGUUGAUGAUACUAUGCUCGCUGUUCCCUCCUGUUAUUUUCCAUGAGCUGACCGUGACUUAUUCCUCUACUUGUCUGUAUCAAUAGUGUUGUGAGUAGCUGCUAGUAGUACUGUAGUCCCCAAUCGCUGCCUGAUAUGCCUCGUUUGAGCUCACUGCGA
Molecule: messenger RNA, 3454 nt
Organism: Rhodofomes roseus
Lineage: Eukaryota; Fungi; Basidiomycota; Agaricomycetes; Polyporales; Fomitopsidaceae
Exons: 7
Coding region: 41-3301 (1086 amino acids)
Biological process (GO): DNA-templated transcription
Cellular component (GO): nucleus
Source: RefSeq, a predicted model, not a curated record